AAAAUAAGGUAGACAAAUCAAAGUUGAUACUCUAAAAACAACUAUUUUAUAUCUGUUACCCGCAUAUGGCAAAAGCACGAUAACACAAUAAAUAAUUCCGUAUUCAAUUGAUUAGCCAUUUCCAGUACUAGUGGAAGGAAACUAGAAAGCUGCAGGUUCAUCAAACAACCUAUGGAUCAAGUGGAGCAGCUCCGUCCUCAUGUACUCAUCUUCCCUUUCCAAGCGCAGGGGCAUGUGAAUUCCAUGCUCAAGCUAGCCGAGCUUCUAUGCCUUGCCGGCAUCAACAUCACCUUCCUAGUCUCCUACAACAUCCACAACCGUCUCCUUCGUCACACCGAUGUUGUAUCACGGUUUAGCAAGUAUCCCGGAUUUAAUUUGGAUCACUAUCCCGAUGCAUAUGAUGAAAGCAAGAUACAUACAGCCCAGCAGAUCAUGGAAUUGUAUAGUUCUCUGCAGUCAGUAGUAAAGCCAUUUUUGAGAGAAUUCAUGUCCAAAGAUCCAGCACAUGGUACCGGGAAGAAUAGGCCCCGGUUCUCAAGUAUCAUUGCAGAUGGGAUCUUGAGUUUGGCCCUUGAUGUUGCUGAAGAGAUUGGCUUGCCCUUGAUUUAUUUUCGAACGAUUAGUGCUGGUGCCUUUUGGACUUACUUUUGCAUCCCUCAAUUGGUUGAAGCAGGCGAAUUACCCUUUCCAGGAGAUGACAUGAAUAUACGAAUAGAAAAUGUAAAGGGCAUGGAAGGAUUUUUAAGGCGUUGUGAUCUACCCAGUUUCUGCCGUGUUAGUGACCUAACUAGCCCAGAUUUUAGUUUGUUGUUGAGAGAGACCCUACAAACACCUCGGGCCAAAGGGCUCAUACUCAAUACAUUUGAAGAUUUAGAAGGGUCUAUACUGUCUCAUGUUCGAACUUAUUGUCCGAACUUAUACACCAUUGGACCUCUUCACGCACAUUUAAAGACUAGGCUCCAACUCCAGGUAGCAAAUUCAAACAACUCAAAUUCAAACUCGAAUAGCUUGUGGCAAGAAGAUAAAAGCUGCAUAAAAUGGCUUGAUAAUCAGCCACCAAAAUCGGUGCUUUAUGUGAGCUUUGGGAGCAUUACUGUAAUCACAAGAGAAAAACUCCUUGAGUUUUGGCAUGGUAUAGUGAAUAGCGGGGUAAAAUUCUUGUGGGUCAUCCGUCCGGACUCAAUCAAAGCAGAGGCUGGAGAUGAUGUACUCAAGACUGCUAAGUCAACUCCUGAAAUGGAACUGGAGGAAGCUACUAAGGAAAGAGGCUGUAUGGUAGGAUGGGCCCCACAAGAAGAGGUGUUGGCCCACCCUGCAAUUGGUGGAUUUUUGACACAUAGUGGAUGGAAUUCAACUUUGGAAAGUAUAGCGGAAGGAGUGCCAAUGAUUUGUUGGCCAUAUUUUGCUGACCAACAACCAAAUAGUAGGUUUGUGGGAGAGGUUUGGAAAAUAGGGUUGGACAUAAAGGACACUUGUGACAGAGUAAUUGUGGAGGAGGCGAUCAAGGAUCUGAUGGUGGAAAGAAAGGAUGAAUUCUUGCAUAGAGCUGACGAGAUGGCCAAAAUGGCAAGAAAGAGUGUUGAGGAAGGUGGAUCCUCCUUUUGCAACUUGGUUCGUUUGAUUGAUGACAUAGUUAAGGGCUAAUAUCAACAAAUCAUUGCCAUCAGAUUUGUGUAUGGGGGUUUUGUCAUCAUUCUUAAAUUUGUGAGAUGGGCAUGCAAUAGAAAAUUUGAGGGCUAGCAA
Coffea eugenioides is the source of this 1743-nucleotide messenger RNA. RefSeq names its product 7-deoxyloganetic acid glucosyltransferase-like. The transcript is spliced from 2 exons. Lineage: Eukaryota; Viridiplantae; Streptophyta; Magnoliopsida; Gentianales; Rubiaceae. Gene Ontology annotation, molecular function: UDP-glycosyltransferase activity. The record is from RefSeq and is a predicted model, not a curated record. The coding region runs from base 172 to 1644 and encodes 490 amino acids.